GGAACUAUUAUUAUUAACUAGUCGUAUAAGCUAGUACGAUUUAUGCGUAUUAGAUGCGAACCGUCUGUCAAGGAAUAUACUGAGCGUCGAGAACAACAAACGGCAAUGAACAACGGCAGGCAGCGGCGUCGUCGCCACAGAGACCGUGCGGGACCUGAGGACCGUCGCAAUGGCGGAAAUGUCGACGAAAGGCAGCAGCACCACGAUAAUCAAAAUCAUCAGCAAGCAGGCAAUAAUGGUGGAGAACGCUGGCAAGGUAAUGAUGACGGACAAGGACUUGUAAACGGGGGCGGAUAUCAGCAGCAACAACACGGCCAAGGUGGCCAGCGGACGCAACAAUCAAAGAGAGAGGCGUACCCGAUUUCAAACUACAAGCUUGAGGAGCUUCUACGUUGCGUUCCGAAUGAUCUUGUUAUGGAGUUGCAGCUCAACCCAGGCUGGAAAUGCCGCCUAGAGGCAUUACAAAACGCCGAUGUAAAUAAUUUAUCAUUGGUCGUGCGGGUAUAUCAGAAGUGUUUGGAAAGUACCAACAGAAGUACUCUUCUUAGCUUUCUUCGAGAGUCGUAUGUACCCAACCAGGUUCAAUUGAUUGGAUCACUAGCGUUCCUCAUAGGUAAACCCGACAAUGUGGUGGCAAAGUUAGUCUACAACGUCCUUGAACUUACAAUUACAAUCGUCGCCGUUAUACCCAAGGCUACGUUCCAAUCGACGAAAACACUAGUAGUAAUGCUACGGCCUUCCCUCGAUGUAUUACAAAAACUACUGCAUGGAACACCACGGACACUCGAAGACCUUGUUGGAGAAGUAGAACGGCAGGUGGACUCGGUAGAACCGGCAGGAAGUGCAACUGGCCAACUACAAAAGCGUCUCGCGCACGGCUACGUUGUCGCAGGAACGGCUCCGGACAGUUUCAAAAAUUUGGAAGUUUUCCCCAGUAUAAAAGAUGUUCAUGACGAUAGGCAAUUUCUUCGGCCAAACAAAAUAAUAGGCUCAUACGAGAGUGGGCUGGAAUACCUAGACACGCAAUUCCGGUUGCUUCGUGAAGAUUUCGUGAAGCCAAUUCGAGACGGAAUCAAUAACUAUCUCAGUCUUAAGCCAGAGCAGCGUAAGAAAUGCCUUUCUAGCCAGUCUGUUAGAUACUACUGGAACGUCUCUUACCGGGGUCGAAUUGCUGCAUUGACCAACCAGGUGUUUGCUUUUGCGCUCCAACUAUCCCCUCUGGACUACAAGAAAGUAAACUGGGAACGCUCAAAACGGUUUGCAAAUGGCGCAGUUGUUGGUCUCACGAAAGACAAUUUCGAACGUGUAAUAUUUGCUAUCGUCAUUCAAAGGAACAUCGAUAUGCUAAAGAAAGGUGUCCUGUCAGUCGAAUGCUGUUGUACAGAGGACGAAGAGUAUAUGGAGACCGGGCAUGUGUAUUUGGUCAUUGAAAGUACAGUUCUUUUCGAGACAUACCGCUACAGCCUUCAGGUUUUGCAAAAUUUGGACACAGACGAGAUCCCAUUUGAAAAAUAUCUCGUACACGUAAAAAAGGACAUCGGCCCCUUAAAAUUGCUUCAGCAGGGCAGAUGUAUUAAUCUUGAGCCCAUUAUGCUUAACAAACAGGAGAAGGUCGUAGUGGCAUGUAACAAGCUCAGCUGGCCGUCACGGAAAAGCACUAUACUGGAUGAGUCUCAGUAUGAUGCAGUGCAAAGCGCCUUCCUUCGUGAACUUUGUUUAAUUCAAGGUCCACCUGGAACAGGAAAGACUUACGUGGGAUUGCUUAUUGUAAAAAUGAUGCUGUUAAAUGACGUCACGAAUAAACCCAUACUGGUCGUAUGUUAUACGAAUCAUGCGCUGGACCAGUUUCUCGAAGGUAUUCUAAAAUUCACGACUCGGGUGGUUCGCGUGGGUGGUAUGUGUAAAAACGACUCUGUAAAUGAGUACAAUCUCUUCGAGCUGCGUUUAAAGAAACGAGACACAGGCCUCCUUGAACGCAGUCCGGUUAACCGCAAUAUACGUCGCAUAAGGUUAAGGGUCGUGCAACUGCGCAAGGAAAUCAACCAGAGGCAGGAAAUUGCUAACCAAGCAGCUGGUAAGCUUAUACCGGAACGUGUCCUCGACUCAUUGUCACGGGGCUUAAUAAGCGAUUCAGAACAGGUCAAGGAAUGGCUCGAGAUUGAUGAACGCGUAAAGGUGUUUCUUCGACGUGAGCGUGAGGAGGCACGACGAACGAGACGUAAAGAGGAACGGGCAGCUGAGCGACUCCGGAUAUUACAGGAUGGUCACGAUCCUGAACGCAAAAAACAGGAAGAGUUACAGGAAGCGUUAAGGCAAAUGCAAGAGGAGUAUCAGAGCGAUGAAGAAACGGUCGAUAUCCUUGACGAUAGAGGAAAUCAUGACAACGACGACCAAUUGGACCAGUGUACAGUCGUAGAGCGUUUGCUGGCUUUUAACAAACAAAGGUCAACAUGUGAACAAGACAGAUAUCUUGAAUUCGAGCUAACUGCGAGCGAAAGGCCGCGACUAACACCAGAGGGGGUUUUCCAACUGCAACGACAGCUGGAUGAACACGGGAUCUUCUCAAUCACAGUCGAUCAGCGUUGGGAUCUCUAUCGGCAUUGGCAUCUGAAUUACGUGCGCUACCUUGAAAAACAAAUCGACGCCUCUCGGGAGGAAUAUAGUGAGGUGUUUCAUAGUUUGAAAGAGAUGGAGGCCGAACUGGACCUGGCGAUUCUUCGUGAAGCGCAAAUAAUUGGCAUGACGACGACAGGAGCCGCUAAGUACAAAUCGCUUUACGAACGACUUGAUAUUGAGGUUGUGGUCAUUGAGGAAGCGGCUGAGAUACUUGAAUCACACGUUGUCGCCGCGCUUAGUUCAUCAACGAAACACCUGAUAAUGAUCGGAGACCACCAGCAACUACGCCCUACAAACGCGGACUAUACGCUAGCUUCUAAAUUUCAUCUGGAUGUUUCUUUGUUUGAACGCCUCAUCGACAACGGAUUACCAUUUGUUCGGCUUAAGACACAACACCGUAUGCGGCCGGAGUUUGUCAAUUUACUGGUGCCACACAUAUACUCAAGUCUCAAGUGCGCCGAACCGGUUUUCACAUUUCCACACGUUCGAGGAAUGGAGGGGGAUCUUCAGCUGAUGCACCACACGAAUCUCGAAAGUGAUGACCCUGAAAACCGUUCAAAAUCGAACCAGUUCGAGUGCGAUAUUAUCGUGGGUCUCGUAGAUUACCUGCUUCUGCAGGACUACUCCCGUGACCAGAUAACGGUGCUAGCCAUGUACACGGGACAGCGAUUGUUAAUAAAGCAGGCAUUACGUUCACGGGCCGCAGGUCGGGAUACAAUACGCGUCACCUCCGUUGACAAUUUCCAGGGAGAAGAAAACGACGUUAUUAUUGUUUCAUUCGUACGAAGCAACGUUGAAGACCGUAUUGGUUUCCUCAAGGCAUUAAACAGGAUCUGCGUGGCCUUCUCGCGUGCAAAGCACGGUCUCUUCUGCGUGGGCAAUUUCACGAUGAUCGCCAGCAAACAGCCAAAGUUUGCGAACAUUCUCGAAUCAAUCAAGAAGAGUGUGGAUAACUCUUUACGACUAAUCUGUCCAGUUCACAAUCGUGUUACGAAAAUAGUACAGCCGAAAGACUUCGAAAAGGUGGCUGAGGGUGGUUGUGAUAAAUUAUGUGAGACCCGUCUGGAGUGCGGUCAUGCUUGUCCACGCCAGUGUCACAGCUACGAUGUUGAACACAAGCAAAUUCGCUGCGCCCGGCCAUGUGCCAAAAAACAUCCACAAUGUGGGCACGACUGCCGUCAGCUAUGCGGGAUGCCGUGUGGCCCUUGCAGUGAAGAAGUUCAGCGAAGAAUCGAAAAAUGUGGACACUUCAAAAAAGUGAAGUGUGGUACUCCUUUAGAGAGUAUACAAUGUUCAUCGGCGUGCGAAAGAUUGCUGGCCUGUGGUCAUCCCUGUAACCGCAAAUGUUCAGAAGUCUGUGUAAUGGAGUGUCAAGUUCAAGUAAAAGUUCGCGCCUUAUGCGGGCACACUGUUAAGACAACCUGCGGGCAGAAGAACACGUCACAACUAGUUCUCAAAGCAUGCCAAAAGCCCUGUCGUACUACUCUAGUGUGUGGUCAUAAUUGCAAAGGGACGUGCGGUUCGUGCCAUCAGGGAAGACUGCACGUGCCGUGUGACAGCAAGUGCGGCAAGACGUUGAUCUGCGGGCAUAUGUGUAGGGAGCCCUGCUCCGAAAUCUGUCCGCCGUGUCAAAGAAAGUGUGAUAACGCGUGCCCCCACUCGCAAUGUCACAGCAAAUGCGGAGAGCCAUGCCCACCCUGUGUGGAGCUGUGUAAUCGACAAUGCACGCACCAAAAAUGCACAGCGCUCUGCUUCCAGAAAUGCACCCAAGGUCCGUGUUCUAGGCCAUGCCCCAGAAAAUUGAAGUGCAAGCAUCCGUGUAUUGGGUUCUGCACAGACCAAUGCCCGAAUAAGUGUCGCACGUGUCUCGGCGACGAAAAAUUGCCAGAUGUUUUGUUGGGAACAGAAAAUGAAGACUCCCGCUAUGUGCAGCUCGAUUGCGGUCACGUAAUUGAGGCCGAAGGUAUGGACAUGUGGGUCAACACCUGUCUCGAAAGUAAGGAAAUCUCCAUGGGAGGCAUCAGCUGUCCCGCCUGUAAAGCGCCGGUAAAGAAAUGCAAUCGCUACCGCCUGCAUGUAAACGCCAAGAGACAACUCAUUGAAGAGGUCAAAAAAAAGGCAUUCGGCUCACCCGAAAAAAAUGCUGAAGACUUGAGAAGGCUAUCUGAAGCGAUUUUAGACGCCGACGGGACACUACUUGCCUUUGGAAGGGCCCCGUCCUUAAAUGCUUAUACGGCUCAUGACGAACUUUUAGCUAAAUUACAGAACCAAAUACGUGGCGAGUUAAAUCCCGAUCAAAUGAAAAUACGCCAGUGGACAAACCUACUAACAAUAAUUCGCGAAAUUCGCAAGCUUAAACCAAACCUGCAGGAUCUUCCUCAGCUAGAACCCUUUUGGAAAGAUCUUGAGGAAGCAGUGAAGAACGCGAUAGCAAUUAGGGUCGGCCAGCAACAGAUGGAUGAUAUGUGCCUUGAACUCCGCAGAUUCACGAACAUCGAGCCCUUAGCACAAGAGUUGCGUUUCAACCCAAACAGUCCGGAUCUGAUAAAAUGUGUAGAGAUGCUCACGGACUUAGGACGCUUCUCCCAGGAGAAAGUUACCAAAAUACACGAGCUGAUCGAUAAGACGAAGAGGAAACGCACGGGCGUGUGUCUCGGCAUCGGUAACGAGGAACGACUGAUGAUCCUCAAAGCGAUGCAAUUAAAACAAGGUCAUUGGUACAACUGUCCAAACGGACACGUCUAUUGCAUCACCGAAUGUGGCGGGGCUAUGGAGGAAGCCGAAUGCAACGAGUGUCAUGCGAAAAUUGGCGGAUUACGCCAUACACUAAGGGAGGAUAACCGCGUCGCGACGGGAAUGGACGGAUCGGUCCAUGCAGCAUGGUCCAAUCACUAUAACGAUAUGAAUAAUUGGCACUUUGAAGACGAUUAAUUUGAUAGGAAGAUUCGUAAAUAUGAAUGAUAUUUAUCAACUAUGCCAGAGACGAUCAAA
Molecule: messenger RNA, 5607 nt
Organism: Varroa destructor (honeybee mite)
Lineage: Eukaryota; Metazoa; Arthropoda; Arachnida; Mesostigmata; Varroidae
Product: NFX1-type zinc finger-containing protein 1-like
Biological process (GO): regulatory ncRNA-mediated heterochromatin formation
Cellular component (GO): nuclear RNA-directed RNA polymerase complex
Molecular function (GO): helicase activity
Source: RefSeq, a predicted model, not a curated record